AUUUUACAUAUUGUGCAAUGUGCCUUUACGAUUUUCACAGAGAUGAUAUAUCUGAAACUAGAGGAAUAUUGGAGAAAGUGACACCUGCGAUUGAUGUUGGAAAUUUUCAAUAUUAUUAUAUAAAUAAUUGUAUUAAUUGUAGAGAAG
Messenger RNA from Racocetra persica, 147 nucleotides. Lineage: Eukaryota; Fungi; Glomeromycota; Glomeromycetes; Diversisporales; Gigasporaceae. The record is from the annotation of a GenBank genome assembly.